ACUCUGUUUCAAAAUAACCGCCAACACCUCAAAUACACACACAGAAACUACUUCUCUGCUUUGUCUCCCAAGAACUUUCUUUCCUCUCCAACAAACCUCUCCAAUGGCGUCUUCUCUCUUCAUCAUCUUCUUCCUCACUAUACUUCCCCUCUCAGUUCUCUCCGCCACAGUACUCGAAGACCUCGCAAACCUCACUCCCCCUCCCGACUUCACCAACACCAUCACCCAAAACUGCAUCCGCAACCCACUUCUCCGCUACUGCAACAACACUUCCUCUUCCUCUUCCUCUCCCAUGGACAUCGUCGAGAUCUUCCGCUCCACCAUCGUCGCAAGCCACCUCUGCAACGAGUCCAAAAACCCCAACUGCGUCGAGUCUUUCCCCAAGAUCAGAAUCCACAGCCGCCCCAAAACCGCCGCUCUCUACCUCUCCUUCGACUUCUUCUGGAAGUACUGUCCCUUAACCGUCGUCGAGAUCGAUCUCGUCAACAACUCUCUCAACAGCGAGUUCCCCACGAACGUCCUCUCUUGCGCUCAGCUUCGAACCCUUGACCUGAGCUACAACCAGCUCUCCGGUUUCGUCCCGGUUCAGAACCUAACCGGUUUAGCGAACUUGACGCGUUUAAACCUCUCGUAUAACCGUUUCUCCGAGGAUAAUAAGAUCUCCGACUCCGAGUUCUUCAAACGGUUCAACGCCUCGAGCUUCGUACACUCCGGUGUUCUUCCGGAUGCGAAGCGUUACAAGGUGAAGGUUCUAGUCUUGUUGAUUGUAUUUCCGAUAACGGUGAUCCUCCUCUGUUUCUGCUUGGGGUGGAUGUGUCUGAAAAGACCUGAUUACUUACCGAGAACGUGUCGGAGAAACCACAAGUUCACGUCCGAGAUGAUCGACGCGGCGACGGACGAGUUUUCGGACCAGAAGCUUGUGAGCAAGAGCGGUGGGGUGGAUAUUUUCAGAGGAACGUUGAGAGAUGGUACGGAGGCGAAGAUAGAGGUUUAUACGGAGAAGGUUUCGAAAGAGAAGAGGCGUGAGUUCGCGGAAGAGUGUGAGGCGGUUUUUAAGUUAAGACAUAAGAACUUUGUGAGAGUUUUGGGUUGGUGUAAUGGUAGAAGCUUGAGAGCUUUGGUUACUGAGUGGACUUAUGGUGAAAGUCUUGAGACUUGGCUGAACUCUUCUUUGGCUUGUUCGUGGAGAAGGAGGCUAAGAGUUGUUAUGGGAGUUGUGGAUGGUUUGUUUUAUGUAUCGGAACAUUGGCCUGAGGUUACACUUGGUCUUAGCACAAGCAGUGUUUUGUUGUCGGAUAAGGAUCAAGAACCGUUGAUCUCCCAGUUCAAGAUUGGAGAUGGAAACAACUCAUCAACAAAUAUAUUCAACUUUGGAUUGUUUCUUUUGGAGAUGAUUACGAAUCUAAGACCUGAUGAGGCACAAGAAGAUUCAGACAGGAGGUAUCUUGAGUACAUAAGAGUUCAUUAUCCGGAUAAUCUAGAGAGAGUGAUUGAUGAGAAGAUGAAGGUUGAGGAGAGGAUGUUGGAGAAAGUCAAGCAAGGGAUUACACUUGGACUUAUGUGUACUGAUAAGCCACCAUUGAAGCAACCGAGCUUGACGCAAAUUUAUGACUUGGUGGUUUCUUUGUAUGAGUCUAGCUCAAGGCAUCAUUGAGAUAGUGUUUAGUUUAGGGUUUGUUGAAGAAUUUAAGCUUUUACUAUUUAGUUUUAAAUUUUCAGAUGUUUAAUGGGAUUUCUACGGAUUUAAAAAAACAGAUUUUGUGUUA
This is a messenger RNA of Brassica rapa (field mustard), 1766 nucleotides long. RefSeq names its product putative leucine-rich repeat receptor-like serine/threonine-protein kinase At2g24130. The record is from RefSeq and is a predicted model, not a curated record. Gene Ontology annotation, biological process: protein phosphorylation. NCBI's taxonomy places the organism in Eukaryota, Viridiplantae, Streptophyta, Magnoliopsida, Brassicales, Brassicaceae. Gene Ontology annotation, molecular function: ATP binding; protein kinase activity; protein binding.